Diaporthe batatas is the source of this 2704-nucleotide messenger RNA. RefSeq lists its product as uncharacterized. The record is from RefSeq and is a predicted model, not a curated record. The transcript has 2 exons. Lineage: Eukaryota; Fungi; Ascomycota; Sordariomycetes; Diaporthales; Diaporthaceae. Bases 1074 to 2609 code for a protein of 511 amino acids.
UGGAACUUUUAUUAAGUGCAUUCUACGGUAUAAAUAUCUACAGUCCCCUAUGGCCCGUAUAAGGGCGGAGAUAUGGAAAGAAAUGCAAAAAAAUCUGUCUAAAUCCCUCCUCUAUCCCCGAAGACAUUGUCCUCUCCCAAGAACCGAAGUAUUAGCACUCGGCCUGAAGCACAGCCGAGAGCAACUGUAGACCCGGCUACUGCCGACGCAUAUGGUCGGUACUCCGACGGUAGCCACAGCAGAUUCUGCCCGCUCCAGGUGAUCCAUGCAUUAUCAGCACUGACGCCGUAGCCUUGCACAGGAGGCUGCUGUGAAGAGGCCUGGAUCGACGUGGGACUCGUAGCUGAUGGUUUGCCAAGCAAGAUCCUGCCAGCAUCUGUGUAGAGGUAUGAGCCCGUCGCAUCGAAUGAGAUAGUAGCGAGUGCUCUACCGACGUCAAAGGUCUGUAGGCACUGCCCCGUAGCCGCGUCCCAGAGCUUGACAGUAUUAUCGUCGAAUGCUGACGCAAGCUGGCGGCCGUCGCCCGAGAACGCGACCGAGUUGACAGGGCCGCUAUGCCCCUCGAGCGUCGCCACGCACUGCCCCGUGGCCGCGUCCCAGAGCUUAACGGUAUUGUCAUCGGACGCCGACGCAAGCUGGCGGCCGUCGCCACGCACUGCCCCAUGGCCGUGUCCCAGAGCUUGACGGUGUUGUCGCUUGACGCCGACGCGAGCUGAUCAAUCUCAACCUAGGCCGUCUUGCCUAUGGUGUUGAUGCGAGGGCCGCCUACUACGACCAGAGGGCUGCGGGCUGUGCUACUGACUGCAUACUGCGUGUUACAUAAGCCCCCGCUCCUUGGCUAUACGUCAUUAUCACGUUGCAACGUUUCCAGCCUCCAAAUUAUUCUUUCAACUUCUUCAUCGCAUCGCUGAAUCUAUCAAUACUUACAUUGAUGUCCUCGUGUUAGUAUAGUACUGCUGACGAGUUCCAUCAGUAUAGAUUCCUGCUUCUGAUCCUAACCCCACCAGGUCUGUCUACACACCCGAACCGACCUAACAACGCACCUGAUACGACCACAGACCCUGCCUGAAACAAUGCGACUCUUAUACAAAUAUAGAGAGGAAUUUAAGCUGAAGGAAUACCCGGGCCCGGAUAUACCCAGAUAUGCCAUACUAUCACAUACAUGGGGCUCUGAUAAUGAGGAGGUCACUUUUCAAGACUUACUUGAUGGUACUGGGAGGGACAAACCUGGCUUCGGCAAGAUCGAGUUCUGUGCAACCCAAUCAAAGCGUGAUGGCCUGCAAUACUUCUGGGUGGAUACUUGCUGCAUCGAUAAGUCAGACAACGCCGAGCUAUCUAAGGCCAUCAACUCUAUGUUCCGCUGGUACCAAAAUUCGACUCGAUGCUACGUAUACCUGUCAGAUGUCCCAAUGUCUGGCUGCGAAGAGUACAACCAACAGCGUGAGCACAUAUUAGAGGCGAAUUUCCGGGCAAGCCGAUGGUUCACUCGAGGGUGGACACUCCAAGAGCUGUUAGCACCUGCAUCUGUGGAGUUCUUCUCAGAGGAGGGCCAGCGACUCGGUGAUAAAAGAUCCCUCGAGAAACAAAUACACAGGAUCACGGGGAUCGCCGUUCCCGCCCUUCAGGGAAGCAGCCUUGCUCAUUUUAGUAUCAAGGACCGCUUUGAAUGGGCAAACACACGGGAGACCAAGCGCGAAGAAGACUGGGCAUACUGUCUCCAAGGUAUAUUUGGCGUUUCGAUGCCAGUUACCUACGGCGAGGGCAAGGCACAGGCAAUUUUCCGGCUCAAGGAAGAAAUCAGAAGAAACCAGCAAUGCCUUGGAGACUUGCGAGCAACUGAUCCCCGCGACGAUAAGCAGCGCAUCGAGCAGACAAAGGGAGGUCUGCUACAAGAUUGUUACAAGUGGAUCCUGGAGAAUAACGACUUCCAGCAUUGGCAAAAUGGCCAGGAUCAGCUGCUUUGGGUGAGAGGCGAUCCCGGAAAAGGGAAGACAAUGUUGCUAUGUGGGGUUAUCAACGAACUGGAGAAACCGCCGGCCACAAACAUCACCUACUUCUUUUGCCAAGCUACGGAUACACGCAUCAACAAUGCGAUAGCGGUACUGCGUGGUCUGGUCUUUCUACUUAUCGACCAGCAGCCAUCGCUUAUACGCUACAUCCGGGACAAAUACGACCAAGCUGGCAGGCCGCUCUUUGAGGAUGCAAAUGCCUGGUUUGCUUUGUCAGCCAUCUUUAAAGACAUUCUCCAGGAUCCAGGUCUCAGGACGACAUACUUGGUCGUUGAUGCGCUAGAUGAAUGUAUUACGGGCCUGGAUGAUCUUGUUCGUUUUAUCAUCCAGACAUCAACUACUGAUUUCCAAGUCAAAUGGGUUGUGUCUAGUCGCAACUGGCCGGAUAUCGAAAAAGCCUUCAGCAAAACGCAAAACUUUGGUCUCUCCCUUGAAUUAAAUGGAGAGUUUGUUUCUACGGCUGUGGCUACCUAUAUUCAAUUCAAAAUGGAGACCUUGGCGAAGGAUAAUGCUUUCGACUUCGAUAUGCAGGACAUUAUUCAAAGCUACUUGAUAAGUAACGCGGGUGGUACGUUCCUGUGGGUGGCUUUGGUCUGCUAGGAACUUGCAAUAAUGUCAGCUUGGGAGGUAAAUAAGGAGACUCUGGCCAUAUUUCCCCCUAGAUUGGAUAGUCUUUAUAGGAAAAUGAUGGGCCA